AUGCCCUCAAAAGCCUAUAAGCGAGUCACGCGGUCAUUUUCAAACGAACUCGUCGAAAAGUUACUUGAUAUGGGAAUUCGUCCAAGAGAUUACACUAUGAAUAGCGCCUCCCGGUACCACGGAAGAACAUGCGACAAAGAAGCCGACGAGUCUCUUACUCCGUUAGGGAAUCCUUCUGAAGAUAACGACUGGCCUUCGCUCGUUAUUGAAACUAGUCUUUCUGAAUCAGAAGCACAACUACGAGCCGACGCAUAUUGGUGGUUCGCAAAUUCCGACUACAAAGUCAAUAUGGUUAUACUCUUUCGCAUCCAAAGAUCGCCCGAGCGCAGAGUUACCAUAAAACACUACAGUCUCAGACUAACCACCCCUAGAAUCACUCGUGGACUACAGGCGGAGGCCCAGCGCACUCUGCUAUCUCAAACAGACUCCCCAAUAGUGCUGCGUCAUUCAGCGGUCCAUGAGAUCGUUAUUACCUCAAGCGAUGUUGAGAACGCUCCGCUAGAACUAGAUUUCGAAUCCGUCAUGCGCCGCCGGCCGGCCCCUAACACAAGGGAAAGAAAUAUCACAUUCACGGCUGAGGAUCUUACUGAGUGCUGUCGCCAUGUCUUUCUGGAAGCCUGA
Molecule: messenger RNA, 621 nt
Organism: Penicillium egyptiacum
Lineage: Eukaryota; Fungi; Ascomycota; Eurotiomycetes; Eurotiales; Aspergillaceae
Source: the annotation of a GenBank genome assembly